This is a messenger RNA of Elephantulus edwardii (Cape elephant shrew), 1569 nucleotides long. It is a transcript of the gene FTO, whose product is annotated as fat mass and obesity associated. Gene Ontology annotation, biological process: DNA alkylation repair; RNA repair; regulation of multicellular organism growth. Gene Ontology annotation, molecular function: broad specificity oxidative DNA demethylase activity; mRNA N6-methyladenosine dioxygenase activity; ferrous iron binding. The record is from RefSeq and is a predicted model, not a curated record. The transcript is spliced from 9 exons. Bases 1 to 1569 code for a protein of 522 amino acids. Lineage: Eukaryota; Metazoa; Chordata; Mammalia; Macroscelidea; Macroscelididae.
AUGAAGAAAAAUUCCAAAUAUCCUCAUGCUAUUCAAGUGGAUAUUUGUGGCUUGGUUAUUUUCUAUUCAGUAUUUGUAAAUGUUAUUUUUAAACAGAAACGGAGACUUCUUGAAGAACUUGAGGACACAUGGCUUCCUUAUCUGACUCCCAGAGAUGAUGAAUUCUGUCAACAAUGGCAGCUGAAAUACCCUAAACUUGUUCUUCGACAAGCUGACAGUGUCCCCAAGGAGCUGCAUAAAGAAGUUCAAGAAGCUUUUCUCAUAUUGCGCAAGCAUGGCUGCUUGUUUCGAGACCUGGUAAGGGUCCAAGGCAAAGAUGUGCUCACUCCAGUAUCUCGUAUCCUCAUUGGUAAUCCAGGCUGUACCUACAAGUACCUCAACACCAGACUCUUCACGGUGCCCUGGCCAGUGAAGGGUUCCACCAUAAAAUAUACUGAGGAUGAAAUAGGUACUGCUUGUCAAGCCUUCCUCAAGCUCAAUGACUAUCUGCAGAUUGAGACCAUCCAGGCUUUGGAAGAACUUGCUGCCAAAGAGAAAUCUAACGAUGAGGCCUUACCAGUGUAUAUCGCUCCAGAUUUCCCUAGACUUGGUAUUGAGACGUCUUUUGAUGGUCAAGAUGAAGUGGACAUUAAAAGCAGAGCAGCAUACAACGUGACUUUGUUGAAUUUCAUGGAUCCCCAGAAAAUGUCAUACCUGAAAGAGGAACCUUAUUUUGGGAUGGGGAAGAUGGCGGUGAGCUGGCAUCAUGACGAGAAUCUGGUGGAGAGGUCGUCAGUUGCUGUAUACAAUUAUAAUUGUGAAGGCCCUGAAGAGGAAAAAGAAGAUGGCCCCCAGCUCGAAGGACGAGAUCCUGACACUUGGCAUGUGGGUUUUAAGAUUUCAUGGGACAUCGAGACACCUGGUUUGACAAUACCUCUUCACCAAGGAGACUGCUACUUCAUGCUUGAUGAUCUCAAUGCUACUCACCAACACUGUGUUUUGGCUGGUUCACAACCUCGAUUUAGUUCUACCCACCGAGUGGCAGAGUGCUCCACCGGAACCUUGGAUUAUAUCUUCCAGCGAUGCCAGCUGGCUCUGAAGAACGUCCGUGAUGAGGUGGAUGAUGGCAAUGUCUCUUUGAAAUCCUUGGCACCUGCGAUUUUGAAACUAGGAGAAGAAAUCCACAAUGAGGUAGAGUUUGAGUGGCUGAGACAGUUUUCGUUUCAAGGCAGUCGAUACAACAGAUGCACUGAUUGGUGGUGUCAACCCAUGGCUGAGCUGGAAAGAAUGUGGAAGAAGAUGGAAGAUGCGACAAAUGCUGUGCUUCGUGAAGUCAGAAGAGAGGAACUCCCGGUGAAACAAAGAAAUGAAAUGCUGACUGCCAUCCUGGCCUCCCUCACCGCACGGCAGAACCUGAGAGCGGAGUGGCAAGCCAGGUGCCAGUCCCGAGUUGCCCGAACUUUAUCUGUGGAUCAGAAACCAGAAUGUCAUCCAUACUGGGAAGAAGAUGACCCUUCGAUGCCUCUGCCGUUUGAUCUCACAGACAUCAUUUCAGAACUCAACGGUCAGCUUCUGGGAGCAAAACCCUAA